CAGAAGAAGAAGAAAUCUGAAUACAUGCAGCUACAAGCUAAGGGAAGCAAUCUACAACACCAACUGGAAAGAGGAAUGGGACCGAAUCACUGACCUACCGUCAGAAAUAUCGGAAGUUCGGUUUUGUUGAGCAGCUCCGCCUGUAGAACUAAGCUCCGCCUCCAGAUGGCGCCACCCCGCAGAAAUACAACUUUAAACGCCACCAUCCUGCUGAGUCAGAGAAGCAGAGGAAGCAGGGAUGCUGGGACUUUACACAGACUCUGCUUGAAAAUCCUCAGAAACAUCAUUCUAAAUGAAAACAGGAGCUUUGUUAAGGCUUGGAGCAAAACUUCAUUAACAGCAAUGAUGUAUGAGAGUGGAAGAAUCUACAGUGAAAAUUAUCAGAGCUGCUAUAGCUGUUUCGAUGAUCAAUACCAGAGUUUAUAUAACUUCCCAAAGAAGUCCAAGCAGCAGAAAAUUGAAGAUGCCCUGCUCUGUCAGAGCCCUGUUGACAAAGUACUAUCGUCUCCCUCUGAACAUAAACCCUGCCUCUUGGCUCUGACAGCAGAUAGCUGGAUCUGUCGCAUCUCAGCCGAAACAGGAAAAGAACUGCAGAGGGUUUAUCUCUCUCCUAAAUAUAAGUUCAAAUAUCUUGCCUGGAAUGUUUUGCAAGAAACAUUUUACAUUAAAUCUAUUCAAAAGAAAGAAACAGCCACUGAAAGACGGGCAGGUACCUCACAGAACACAAUGAUGCACCUGGCUGUUUUUCAUGUUUUCCCCCUUCGAAUUGUAGGCAUUUUGGAGAUAAAUAAAAAGGGGUUUGGAAGUGGUGUUACUGAUGUGGUUCUCUUCGAUGACGUCCUUGCUGUGUCUUACAGUAACAAUUCAGUGAGACUAUACAGCUUUGAACACAUUGUCCAGAGAUACCUAAUCGAAGAGUUAACACUGGGACAACAGAGUUCACUGCUGGAAAACGGAACCGUUGGAGAGGCUCCGUUUGGUAUUCCAGUUAACAUCCAGGUCACAGAUCCGCCACCAAUUCUUUUUCAGGCAGUCUCUCCCAACGGCAUCCAGAUUGGCGGCUACCCCUGGCACUACAUUUACAGCCCACCACAGAAAAAACUCAGAGGGACUCACUACAUCCGUUCACUUAAAGACAGCAUUUUGGCAACAAAUGGAGUCCAGCAGUUGGACUACAGCUCUCUUGAAAAUCAUCGAAUCUUCUUCCAUCCGACCAAUUCAGGACGAAUCAUCCGCUUUGGACCAACCAAUAUAAGUGUGCUGAAAAUCAUGAGUGAACUGAACAGUCCUCUGCCGUCAGAAAUAGUGACGGAUUUCUCUCUGACAACACAGCGACGCAACCCGUCCCCUUGUGUCACCGUCACAUCAUCGGGCCGAGCAGUAAAGGCGAGGUUUCCUCAGCUGGAGGAUGACCCAAUGCAGGAGACCUUUCAGUUGCUGGAAUACGAGGAUGAGCUCGACUUUCUGGCCAUAGCAGUAACUAACUGGGAGGAUGACGAAACCAUAGCUCACAUUCAGCUGCAUGACAACCAAACAGGGAGUUUACAGAAGAAGAUUGAUCUGAUUGAGCCUUGGGAUGAGACCUUUCCACAUCAGCUGGUGUUUGACAGAGACACAAUUAUUCACAUUGAGCAAAGGUGCUACUACUUCUGCUGCCAUGUUUACAAACUAAUGACCAUCAGCAAAUGACUCAAAUGACUGAAAGCUGCUAAAAACUAACAGCUUAUAAUUAUUGGGAUAUAUAUAUUUUUUCAGUUGUAGUA
Cyprinodon variegatus (sheepshead minnow) is the source of this 1763-nucleotide messenger RNA. It is a transcript of the gene dcaf17, whose product is annotated as DDB1 and CUL4 associated factor 17. Gene Ontology annotation, cellular component: Cul4-RING E3 ubiquitin ligase complex. Gene Ontology annotation, biological process: protein ubiquitination. The transcript has 15 exons. The record is from RefSeq and is a predicted model, not a curated record. Lineage: Eukaryota; Metazoa; Chordata; Actinopteri; Cyprinodontiformes; Cyprinodontidae. Bases 166 to 1689 code for a protein of 507 amino acids. Gene Ontology annotation, molecular function: protein binding.